UUCAUUUACAUGUUUUUGUUCUAUGUGUUAAAGUAAUGUGCGAAUAUUUAAAGAAUUCACAUAUACAAGAUAAGAUAAGACUAAUAAUAAAAAAGUAAAUAGAAAGGAGCCGUAACUAUGGAUUCCUUUAGGGGAAAAUCUAAAGGAAGAGGUAGCGAGGUUGGAAAUAAACCUUACAAAGAAACUUAUGGUUCCGUGUCGAGUUCGAAUCUACCGGGGCUGCCAUAUAGCAAGUGCGUGGAACAUGAUAGCCUGCCGCAGGAGCUGUUCUGUACCGGACAUGAAAACAUGAUCUGUGUGAUGUGCAGAAGACUGUAUCACGGCAAGUGCAAGAAAGUGGUACCUAUAACAGAUGUAUGUGUUGAUUUCUCAAAAUCAAAUGCCAUAGGAUCAUGUGAGAAGCAAAUACGAAAGCUGAUCAGACAGUGCUAUGCUGUUGCCAAGGAACGGGAUUGGGAUAUGAACGACCUUGGUCACAAAAGAAGUGAUAUUCUUAGCACAGUAAUGCACAUGAAAAAGAGGAUUUUUGAAAGAGUUGAAAAACUAAUUUCAGCGGUCACGAAAGACUUGGACAGACUUUAUGAAAUAGAAAUAAAGGAAAUGAACAAACACUCACUGUCGUUACGAGAAAUGGCAUCAGCGCUUGAGGAGAAAAUAGCCCGGAUUGAGGCUUCAAAGAAGGACCAAUCAGAGCUCAGCUUAUUUAUAGCUGUACAGACUGCCAUCGAGAAACAUAAGAAAAUGUCUUCUGCACUUGGUCAUAUUCACGACGAAGCUCAUAAGGUCGUCCUAAAAUUCGAAACAAGUGACGCCGUAGAAAAUGCCAUGAAAUCUCUUAAUAGUAUAGGUGGCAUAGUUCUGAACACAAUGGAAUACAAAGUAAUACCAAGACCACAGCAAAUGUCAAAGCCAACAUUAACGAUUGAAGCCAAGGAACCCGAAGAAUACAAAAUCCGGAAGCACGUGGCCGAUAGAAAAGCUUUUGAAGUUGGAGAAAUGAAUAUUCGCGACAGAGAAGACUUAGAAACGUGUUGGAUUACGGGAAUGGCAGUUCUAAAGGACAGCACGCUUAUAAUUGCAGAUAAUAACAACAACCGAAUAAAAUUACUUCGUCCCAACCAUGAAAUACUGAAUUCUUUCAAGCUUUCAACCCCGCCUUUUGACGUUGCUCUUUUGAACCAAAGGGAAGCGGUGUAUACAUUACCGGACAUGAAGCAGAUCCAAGUUAUCAACAUUGUUGGUAAAUCUGAUGUAAAGCAUGGUUCUGUGUUGACUCUCGAUUUUGAUUGUAAUGGCAUAUGUGUGUUACACGAGAAUAUAGUUGUGACAAGUAUCGCCGAGAAGUGUGUGAGACUAAUAGAUCUACGAGGUGACGUCAUAUGGACGGCAGCUACGGACGAUCGUGGAGAUAUGCUAUUCGAAUGGCCGUGGUAUGUCGAAACGAACACAGAGGGAAAUAAAAUAUAUGUGUCAGACCGGAGAAAAAAUACUAUCACCACGUUGGAUAGCAACGGGGGAGUCUUAAACGUUCGAGAUAUCCAGGGAAAGGGACCAAGAGGUAUUGCGCUUGAUGAUACGGGAAAUAUGUACAUGUGUCAUUACAUGACAGACGAGAUAGAAAUCGUCAGUACGGAUAACCCCCGGGACAGACGGGUGUUUCUCACCAAAUCUGAUGGGGUCAAGCAUCCUCAGAGUCUAUGUUAUGACGAAGAGAAGGGACAACUUUUUCUGUCUGCCAACAACUGUGAUUAUGUAUCAAUAUUUCAAAUAAAGUAACAUUGUAAUAAACAUAACACAGAACCAAAGUUUCACUAUCUUAGAAUUUGAGUCUAGCGACCCGACUCAGAAUACAGUAUUUUCAUGGGACAUUUUCGAGACAAGCAUACAUGUAUACGCUAUAUAUUUGAGUCUGGGUUUAAAACUUUGAAUAUGUAGAGGAGAAAAAUACGAUAAGUAGUUUGUAAAGUUUAAAGUUAUGUUAAACAAAAAUAUAUAUGAAACUUUCAUAUGUUUUUCAGUGAUCAUAUAGGCGUCUACAGAAGCAGAAUUGAGUUAACAGCUACAGUUACAGUAACAUACCUACUGAGUCAAAUACUCAGAAAUACUAUGACCUUGUAAUCAGGUCUAUUAUCAGAAUAUAAUUUCGUGGCUCCUCAGUCGCUGACUUUGAAUCACUUGCCCCUUGACAUGACCGGUGGUUUAGAGUCUCGUCUCUUUGUGUGUUGGAUUCUUUCCCGAGACGACGCCAUCUAGCCUGCCUAAGAUCGACAGU
This is a messenger RNA of Mercenaria mercenaria, 2272 nucleotides long. RefSeq lists its product as uncharacterized. The coding region runs from base 118 to 1776 and encodes 552 amino acids. Gene Ontology annotation, biological process: negative regulation of translation; proteasome-mediated ubiquitin-dependent protein catabolic process; protein polyubiquitination. The record is from RefSeq and is a predicted model, not a curated record. Lineage: Eukaryota; Metazoa; Mollusca; Bivalvia; Venerida; Veneridae. Gene Ontology annotation, molecular function: translation repressor activity; zinc ion binding; protein binding. The transcript is spliced from 2 exons.